UAAAAAAAAAGGUAAACGUGGGAAUAAGAAAGGCACUGCUUUAGUGGAUUCAAAGUCUGAAUCAAAAGCUAUAUGGAUUUGUCUAGAGUGUGGUCAAUAUACAUGCGGAGGUGUUGGGCUUCCAAAAACCCCUCAAUGCCAUGCAAUCAAACACGCCAGACAAAGUCAGCACCCCUUGGUGGUCAAUUCUGAGAAGCCCCAGCUGUGCUGGUGUUUUGUUUGCGAUAUGUUUGUCACUGCUGAGAAAACUGAGCAGAAUGAUGAAAAAAAUCAUGUUCUUUCUGAUGUUAUGACACUGUUGAGAGCACGACCAUCAGACCAAUCAUCAGCAGAUGUUGAGGAUUUGUGGUUUGGGAAUGGCAGCAUCACUACUGAAAUUAAAUCAGGAACUUCUCUGGCAGGCGAUUCAUACGGGAAAGCAGGUUAUGUAGUCAGAGAUGGGCUGGGUUCUGAAGAACUAGCUGCAAGAAAACAGAAGGAUGCUCCUGAGAAAGAUGGAAUCUUUUCCACUGUGACUACUCUAGUGGAUGCUCUAUUUGGGGGUCAAUUAUCAAGUACUGUAUGUUGCAUUGAAUGCGGGCAUUCCUCAGUUGUGCAUGAACCUUUUCUGGAUCUCUCACUGCCCGUUCCUUCUAAAAAAUCUCCACCCAAGAAGGCCCAAUUAGCAUCUCGAUCCAAGAAAGCAAAGUUCCCACACAAGAAAGGUGGGAAGACUCGGGUGAAAGUCAAUAGAGAUGCCAGUCCCUUGCCCGUUCAAAAUUUGGCAACCCAACUAUCAAGUGAUGAAUCAUCCUGCCCUGUGAAAUCUAGCAUAUCAGCUGGUGAAGAGGUGGCGGCUUGUUCUGGGGAAUCUACAGUAUUUGGUCCUGUGAAUAAAAGCAGCCCUGCUGAAUAUGAGGCCUCAAGUUCACCCAAUUUAAUAACUGCUCAAGACUCUGGACAUGCUCAAGUCCUUGAGAAUGGUACAGGGAAAGCAUCAACUUCGUCAGGUGAUUUUACAUGGUUGGAUUAUGUGGAAGCUGGAACCAUGACAGAUGAAAGUGGGUUCUUUUCCAAGAAGAUGGAUGUUGCUGUGAUACAGGAUGAUGACAGCAAGGAGGAAUCGUCAAAAGAAUUCCCUGCACAGACUAGCUGUGAAUCUAGUAGUCAGAUUUAUUUCCCUGAUGAGAUGCAAAACCUUAGGCUAGAUUCUUCUUCAAGGAAUGGGUGGGAAGAUGAGGUUCCGUUACAAGUUCAAGAUACAGAAGUGCUGUUGCUUCCAUAUAAAGAAGAAAUUUCUUCUGCGGGGGAGAUCACAGGGGGAGAUGGUGAAGCAUCCUCAACAGUUUUGGGCUGUGGACAAGAAGACCUGGGAUUUGAUGGCUUUGGGGGCUUAUUUGAUGAACCUGAAGUUGUUGCAGGCCCUGCUCCUAGACCUUCGAAUAAUGAAGUUGAAGCAGGUUUUAAUGCUGGAAACAGCAGUGAGUCUGAUCCAGAUGAAGUAGAUGAUGCAGAUUCUCCAGUCUCUGUAGAUAGUUGCUUGGCUCAUUUUAUAAAACCUGAGCUUCUCUCAAAUGAAAAUGCGUGGCAUUGUGAGAACUGUUCAAAAAUUCUGCAACGUGAGAAAGUGGAAGCAAAAAUGCAGAAAAGCAAGGUAUUAAAUGGAGAAGAGACUGUAAAUGAUGCUGACCCCCUGCAUAUAACUAAUUCUUGUUCUGCCAAGGUCGGAGGUGUAAGUAAUGGUAAUGCUAAAAAUGACAAAGUUAGAGACAGUUCGGUUUCAGAUGUUAAACAUUGCAGAGAGUUAGAAAAUGGUCAAAUGGAUGAGUUGAGUACAGUUGAUAAUAAGGGGGAAGAUGAGACGGUUAAGAAGAGAGAUAUACAUGAUGGUGAAUCUUCAGGUUUUCGCAAAACUUGCAAUGAAGAAAUGGGUAUAGCUGCUGAUUCUUGUAGCAUACAGCAUGCAACUGGAGAUAUACAGGAAAGAAAUUCCCAGCUAUUGAAUCAUGAAAACCGGGGCUCGGGAGUCACUAAAGAUGAAGAGGUGGACACCAAAAGUAUGAAAGUGAAGAGGAAUGCAACCAAGAGGGUUCUUAUUUAUAAAGCACCGCCUGUUCUAACUAUUCAUUUGAAGAGGUUCAGCCAAGACAUUCGAGGCCGCCUAAGUAAACUAAGUGGCCAUGUCAGUUUUAAAGAAACAAUUGAUCUCAGACCAUAUAUGGAUCCAAGGUGCAUGAGUGAAGAGAAUCAUGAAUACCGGUUGGUGGGCGUGGUGGAGCACUCGGGAACAAUUAGAGGGGGUCACUACGUUGCCUAUGUACGAGGGGGUCAGGGGAACAAAGAGGCCGAUGAAAUGAGUGAGAAUUGCACAUGGUAUCAUGCAAGUGAUGCCUAUGUGCGUCAAGUUUCCCUUAAAGAAGUUCUUGCCUGUGAGGCUUACAUCUUAUUCUAUGAAAGAAGCUGAGUGUAUCAUUUACUUUUUUGAGUUGAGAAGCCAAUUUACAUACAUAGAUACAUGCAUAUAUGCAUUUGUGAUGCCCAUUUUUUUUGAACAUAUAAUGAGAGAUCCCCAUUGUACAAUGCGACUUUAUACACUAUCAAAUAUCAAGUUUUCCCUCC
Molecule: messenger RNA, 2598 nt
Organism: Neltuma alba
Lineage: Eukaryota; Viridiplantae; Streptophyta; Magnoliopsida; Fabales; Fabaceae
Product: ubiquitin carboxyl-terminal hydrolase 2
Exons: 3
Coding region: 227-2443 (738 amino acids)
Biological process (GO): protein deubiquitination
Cellular component (GO): cytosol; nucleus
Molecular function (GO): cysteine-type deubiquitinase activity
Source: RefSeq, a predicted model, not a curated record